Messenger RNA from Pan troglodytes (chimpanzee), 3212 nucleotides. RefSeq names its product malic enzyme 2 (gene ME2). The record is from RefSeq and is a predicted model, not a curated record. Gene Ontology annotation, biological process: pyruvate metabolic process; malate metabolic process. The transcript is spliced from 16 exons. The coding region runs from base 753 to 2507 and encodes 584 amino acids. Gene Ontology annotation, molecular function: malate dehydrogenase (decarboxylating) (NADP+) activity; NAD binding. Gene Ontology annotation, cellular component: mitochondrion. Lineage: Eukaryota; Metazoa; Chordata; Mammalia; Primates; Hominidae.
GAGGAGCGGGCGCCGGCCUCCCCUGGCCCGGCCCCGAGAGCCCAGCGCUGCCGCGUCUCCGGCCUCCGCGCGUGCGGCCCCCGCCGUUGCCGGCCUGGAGGUGGGGGCUGGGGGAAGGGAAACGGUCCGCGGAGUCUGGGCUGAGGGCGAGGGACCGGCUACAUCGCGGCGACCCAGGUUCCAGCGGCCGCGGCUCUACCCGGCGCGCGAUUUCCAGGUUCCUCCGCCCGCUGGUGCCUGGGCGCCCCGCUCUCGCCCGGGAGCGAGGCCCUGGGCCUCCAAACGCCAGCAUCUCUUUCUCGCUCUUUCUGCACCCCUCCACAAAAGGACUUCUGUGGCUGGAAACCCUUUGGCAAGUCUAUCUCCUUUAUUCAGUCGGGCCGAGUUAACGGCAGGAGUUAGGCUGUGUGUGUGGCUCCUCCCUUUAAAAAAAGACUUGCUGCGGGCUGGAGAGUUCUGAGAUUGGACCGAUUCCGUCUAUUAUGAAAUGCCAUCUGUGGACCGGGAUUGGCAGGUGUUUCUUUCACGCUGGCGAUAACUAUCUCUGCAUGUGGUGUUACCUAGGUGGUCCUAGGUUUGGACUUUCUUUUUUGGUUCCAGAGAUAAUUCUAGAAAAUUUACGUUGCUUGUGGUGAGAAGCGUGAUCAAAUUAUCACGUGCUUUCUUACAAAACGUUUUAUCAUCUUCUGUCUGUGGAUUUACCUUCCUGAUGCUUGUGGCUAUCACCUCUAAGCAAAGAGGUGAAAGAAAAGAUGUUGUCCCGGUUAAGAGUAGUUUCCACCACUUGUACUUUGGCAUGUCGACAUUUGCACAUAAAAGAAAAAGGCAAGCCACUUAUGCUGAACCCAAGAACAAACAAGGGAAUGGCAUUUACUUUACAAGAACGACAAAUGCUUGGUCUUCAAGGACUUCUACCUCCCAAAAUAGAGACACAAGAUAUUCAAGCCUUACGAUUUCAUAGAAACUUGAAGAAAAUGACUAGCCCUUUGGAAAAAUAUAUCUACAUAAUGGGAAUACAAGAAAGAAAUGAGAAAUUGUUUUAUAGAAUACUGCAAGAUGACAUUGAGAGUUUAAUGCCAAUUGUAUAUACACCGACGGUUGGUCUUGCCUGCUCCCAGUAUGGACACAUCUUUAGAAGACCUAAGGGAUUAUUUAUUUCGAUCUCAGACAGAGGUCAUGUUAGAUCAAUUGUGGAUAACUGGCCAGAAAAUCAUGUUAAGGCUGUUGUAGUGACUGAUGGAGAGAGAAUUCUGGGUCUUGGAGAUCUGGGUGUCUAUGGAAUGGGAAUUCCAGUAGGAAAACUCUGUUUGUAUACAGCUUGUGCAGGAAUACGGCCUGAUAGAUGCCUGCCAGUGUGUAUUGAUGUGGGAACUGAUAAUAUCGCACUCUUAAAAGACCCAUUUUACAUGGGCUUGUACCAGAAACGAGAUCGCACACAACAGUAUGAUGACCUGAUUGAUGAGUUUAUGAAAGCUAUUACUGACAGAUAUGGCCGGAACACACUCAUUCAGUUUGAAGACUUUGGAAAUCAUAAUGCAUUCAGGUUCUUGAGAAAGUACCGAGAAAAAUAUUGUACUUUCAAUGAUGAUAUUCAAGGGACAGCUGCAGUAGCUCUAGCAGGUCUUCUUGCAGCACAAAAAGUUAUUAGUAAACCAAUCUCUGAACACAAAAUCUUAUUCCUUGGAGCAGGAGAGGCUGCUCUUGGAAUUGCAAAUCUUAUAGUUAUGUCUAUGGUAGAAAAUGGCCUGUCAGAACAAGAGGCACAAAAGAAAAUCUGGAUGUUUGACAAGUAUGGUUUAUUAGUUAAGGGACGGAAAGCAAAAAUAGAUAGUUAUCAGGAACCAUUUACUCACUCAGCCCCAGAGAGCAUACCUGAUACUUUUGAAGAUGCAGUGAAUAUACUGAAGCCUUCAACUAUAAUCGGAGUUGCAGGUGCUGGCCGUCUUUUCACUCCUGAUGUAAUCAGAGCCAUGGCCUCUAUCAAUGAAAGGCCUGUAAUAUUUGCAUUAAGUAAUCCUACAGCACAGGCAGAGUGCACGGCUGAAGAAGCAUAUACACUUACAGAGGGCAGGUGUUUGUUUGCCAGUGGCAGUCCAUUUGGGCCAGUGAAACUUACAGAUGGGCGAGUCUUUACACCAGGUCAAGGAAACAAUGUAUAUAUUUUUCCAGGUGUGGCUUUAGCUGUUAUUCUCUGUAACACCCGGCAUAUUAGUGACAGUGUUUUCCUAGAAGCUGCAAAGGCCCUGACAAGCCAAUUGACAGAUGAAGAGCUAGCCCAAGGGAGACUUUACCCACCACUUGCUAAUAUUCAGGAAGUUUCUAUUAACAUUGCUAUUAAAGUUACAGAAUACCUAUAUGCUAAUAAAAUGGCUUUCCGAUACCCAGAACCUGAAGACAAGGCCAAAUAUGUUAAAGAAAGAAUAUGGCGGAGUGAAUAUGAUUCCCUGCUGCCAGAUGUGUAUGAAUGGCCAGAAUCUGCAUCAAGCCCUCCUAUGAUAACAGAAUAGAAGCACUCCCCGAUAAAUACUUUCUGUGCUCCAGGGAACCCCUUUUUUCAGACAAGAAGAGAUAAUGUCUUCAGUUUUAUGGUGUUUUCUGUGUUUUGUUCUCCCUGACCACUUUGGUUGAUGUAUUUUUUCCAUGCAUCUCCACAUCUGUUGGGGUAGACGUGUUGAUUGAUUGCAUUGCCCACCAGCACCCUACAAUCAGAUAGUUGUGAUGCUUUAAUUCUAACAUACAGCCCAUACCACAUCCAGGAGAUGUAAAAAGUGUGUUUGUGAAUGUCUUCACUUGUACUCUAAUUCAGACUUUCCAAAGUAUUUGCUAUUUACUAUUAUGGGUAAUACUCUUCUCUGGCCUAGUUCUUACAGAGCUACUAAAAUAGAAAUGUACUUUUAUGGAUAGAAGUACAGAAUUUUGAGAAGAAACUAAAUUUUCACCAAAUUUUAAGGAAAAAUUGUCAUUAUCUAAAAAUGUUCUUAUAUAUCUGCUUCAUCUUAGCUUCAUACUCUGAAAUUCCCUAUAGCAGACAGAGCUAGGGAAAUAUUAAAAAUUUACCCUAUUUAUUUUCUGGAAAUAAAUCAAGCCUUAACUAUAACAUUAUGAGAGUAAUGGGAACUACUGCUGGCUUUAAGUAAAUAAAAGUCAUUGUUUUCAACAGUGUAUAAAAAUCAUAGUGUAACCUUUUUAUUUAAUAAAUAUCUUGCAUUUAA